Messenger RNA from Linum trigynum, 5527 nucleotides. The record is from the annotation of a GenBank genome assembly. Lineage: Eukaryota; Viridiplantae; Streptophyta; Magnoliopsida; Malpighiales; Linaceae.
CAAUGCUCGAACCAAACUUGUAUAACAUUGUAAAGACGUGACAUGAUAACAAGUAACAAUGAAGUAUUCACGACUCAAACAAACAAACCAUAGUCGAACAAGAGCUUGGUCUAGUGGUAAUACCACUAGUCUUGAAUCUAGAGGUUCUAGUUUCGAAUCCGUUAAGUAGUACCUAUACUUCUUCCUUGGCACCCCAUUCCAGAUGAGAUUACUGUCACUACCAGCAAUGGAAGGUUUUGCAGUCUCCCUAUAUAGUAGAAUUGUUUCCAAUCCAAGAUGAUACUCACGUUCGAUGCUACAUCUCAAAAUGAACUACCCAUUAAUAUAAUUUUUUUUAUCUAGGCCAUCCAAAUUGAACCAGCUUCAGAGAAACCGUCCCAUACAUUUCUUAAAAGUAUAUAAUACAAGCUUUGAGUGUUAGUUGAACAACAUAGAAGCAACAUAUCGUAUUGCUUUGAGGGUCGAAGGACCUACUGGUUGGUUCAGCCAAGAACCGGAAAAUCGAAUAAAGGUCCAGAAACAAAAUUCCUUAUACACAAAUCCCUUCUUUUUAAGGUCUAGUUAGGAAUUUCCAAGCGCUUCUCAUACUAUUCUUAUCCACAUUCCAUAAAAAUUCAUUGCAAGCUAUCUCAACUUAUUUUAAAACAUUCUGUGGCAGUUAAAACAAAUUCAUCCAGAAACAAAAUUCCUUAUACACAAAUCCCUUCUUUUUAAGGUCUAGUUAGGAAUUUCCAAGCAAUCUACUUCUCAUACUAUUCUCAUCCACAUUCCAUAAAAAUUCAUUGCAAGCUAUCUCAACUUAUUUUAAAACAUUCUGUGGCAGUAAAAACAAAUUCAUACAAAACUAAUAUAUACUUGUUAUAACUGAAGAAACUAACUGAAUUUACUUGCAUAACUCAAUAGCUUGUGGCACCAACAUCUCAAUCUUUUUGUAAUUUUAUCAACAAGCACCUGACAAUCUCGAGAGGUAAGCUUGCCUAAAAAUAAUGGGACUCCAAGAUAGUUGAUUGGAAUCCCCCCACAGGGAAACCUGUAAAAAACAUAUAUGAUUAUGCCACCACUAAACAUUUGACUCUAUGUAGGGUUACACUAAAGAAUCGACAGAGUGUAUAACUGAUACAAUAAUAUUUUAAUUUAUGACACUACUCGCACAUAUUCAUUUGAGAACACUAGGAGGUCAUCUGCGAAACACAAUGCGAACUUUCUAGAGCUUUAUAUUGAGGAUGAAAUGGAAUUUGUUAUGUUUUACUAACCUGUAACGACUUGUAACUACAAAUAUAUAGGUAGAUAAAGGAGAUGUCACAUGUUUACCACGUCCAGUGGCGUAGCCAGACUUUGAGUACAUUGGGGUCCCUAAAAAUUCAAUAACACCAUAUAACCUUUGUAUCUAAUGAACUGAGUUGAUUGGGGUCCUUAGGUUAACUAACAUCGACGAGAGUAUGGGGUUCUAAACUUAAAAGAUCGUAUUUAACCUAUGUAUUUAAAGGGAAUUUGUUGUCCCAUUUUUGUCAAGUGGGGUCCUAAGACCCCACUCCUCUCCACCUUCCUCCGCCACUGACCACGUCCCUGGAAUGUGAAAGAAUCUGAUGUCAAUAUCACAACUGACAGCAUCUGGCAGUUAUGUGGUAUUUGGUCCUAUAGAUGUGAAGGUGUAUCAAAGCUUACAACCAACUUCUGAUUCGAUCAUGCGAAGACAGAAGUUGGAGUCUGUUUAUGUAAUGUUAGCAGAGGUUGCUGCUUAUGUUCACAAGACAAGAAGGAAUGAGACAUCAAGCUUAUGGCAUGCUCGUCUAGAAGUUGGCUAUAAGAAGUUUAGAGGGAUGAUGAAGAAUUCCAUGCUCAAAAGACUUACUCAACUUGAUAUCUGUGAAGUUAUCGUAUGUGUUGGAUGUCAGUAUAGAAAAGCUCAUAAGCUACCCUAUGAAGACUCAAAAUUUAAGUAUAAAUUGUCUAUGGAACCUGUCCAUUCAGACGUGUUUAGACCUGUGAAGAAAACAUGUGUCUGGAAUGAAGUACCCGGUUACUUUCAUUGAUGAUUUCUCAAGAUAUGUUCGGGUUGACUUCAUUAAACAAAAACCAGAGGCAUUUGAAAAGUUUAAAAUGUUCAAGGAACUUUUUGAAUGCUUAGUCUGUUAGACGAUCAAGUGUCUACAUACUACAAUGGAGGAUAGUACACCUUAAUCAUAUUCACACAAUUUCUCAAGGAGUACCGACUAUUACGUCAGUUGACCUUCCCAAGUACUCCAGAACAAAAUGUAGUAUGCUACACGUAAAAAAUAUUCCUGCUAAGUUUUGGACAUAAAUACAUAAUGUAUGAAGACUUUUGCUCAUUUCAUCAAGACGUCAAUAGAUUACCUAAGCCUAAGUUAGGGUUUGUGUCACACUAUGAGAAGUUAUGGAAGUUGAAGCCCAAUGUCACCCAUUUCUCAGUAUUUGGUUGUGCUGCGUGUUUGUACCAGACCAUGAUCAAAGCAAGUUUGAAAAAAGUGGUCUGGUGCAUUUUUGUCGGCUAUGAAAACCAACAAAAAGGAUGGAGAUGUUGUGACCCGAAAACAAGCAACCGUUAUGUGUCACGCAACAUGGUGUUCGAUGAAGCAUCCUCUUGGUGGUCAAAAGAAGGAGUCCUACUUCCCGACUGUUAUGGGUCUAUUCAGAUGGUUUAUUUUUUAAACUGAGGUUAGAGGUGCUGUGAAGUAACUAUCCUAACUGUCACAUGUGAUCCACUACACACGACAUCAUCAAAGAAACAUGCCGCCCUUUAUAAUUGCACCAUCCCUGGUGAGCUACCAAUGACCCCUGGCCCCCUUCCACAUUGGUCUGUACCCCGCAUAUAAGAACCGCCAACCAGUCUUGAACCUGCAACCUAUAUGAGUGUUCCAAUAGUGAGAUACGAAUAUUUUUAAACUCAAACACCACCAAGUUUCUUGCCUUCUAUAUAUACCAAAGUAAUGCCAGAAUCAGGAUUAUAUGUUUAGCAUAUGGGUCUCGAUCCAAAACUCGACAUUGAAAAAUUGUGAAAUUCUCUACCGUCAGACCUACAUCAUGGGUUGCAAACCAUAAGAUUGCAAAAGGACGCCUACCAGUAAUAAAGAAAUAAACAAAUGUUCCAUCGUCUCUUUCUCUACCCAGCACACUGGACACCUGACCAACACUUCAAUCACUUCUCCAACAACGUCUUUGUGUUGGAAAAAAUGCAACAGAAGAAUUUCCAAAGGAAGAAUCGAAGCUUGAGGGUCAUUGGGUAAGACCAAACAUUCACCUAGAAACUUCUGUAUGUCUAGCUCACUUCUCUUUUCCGUUUUCCCCAAGCCCGAUUCAAUCGCACUGCAAUCAAAGCUUGAACAUCCCUACCUGCUUCACAACAUCUCGAUUCCUUGCCUCGCCAUCUUUAUCUUCUUGUUGAAUAGGAGCAAAAACGUGAAUCCAAGGAAUAUCAUUAUUCAAUAGAUUAAGGCACUCUUCUUGAUCCUCUACCCUCUUAGCUGACUCAUCAAAGCCUUGUAUAGGGUUGGAAUUAGAAAUAUAAAGGUGUGGAAUUUGCUUAUCUAAAGGUGCUUUCUUACUUUAAUCAUGAAGCUCUCAAAUUAUAGUUCACAUUUUCUUUUUGGCUUUGGAGGUAGAGAGGAGAGAGCUCUCUCAUUGGCCUCAAUUUUCAUCAUUAUUCUCUCACUCGUCACCAUCAUACGUUCCAUAGAAAGAUCCACCUUGGAAGUUUCCAUGGGUUGUGAAAGAUGUUCUUCUUGAAAUGGUGGGGAACUUGGUAACCAUGGAAGUUCGGUUAAUGAUCAUAAAGACGACUUAUUGACUUGCUAAAACCAACACACUAAGAAGUAGCCAAGUGCACCUACGACUUAGGAUGCAAUAUAGUGGUUCUAAGCUUAUAUGUCAAUCCGGGGCCCUAGAAUUACUAUUACUCGGUGAUUUAUGCAGUUAUCUAGUGUUUGAAUUGUAGUGAAUAUUAUUAAGGGAAAAAACCUAAACAACGUGGAUUGAUUCAAAUACAAAAGCCACUCAAGUAUGUGUGCCCCUGGCCAGUAGUUAGGUCUAGUGGUAAUCUCUUUAAUUCAUUUCCAUUGACAUUUGGACUGCAGAAACUUCUUAGAUAGUCUGAAAUCUCGACUGAAGUAAUCCAAACCUUCUUGAAUAGUGUACCAGGAGGGAAAUUAUCCUCACAGAAUAAAUUACCAAGGCAAUUCAAUUAAACUUCCACUACUGGGUUUUGAAUGCAGUACAGAGCAAUGAAUCAAUUCACUACUUCAAAUUUAGGAUACUUUAUCAACCUAAUCAUAUUUUAUCUCUCUUAGGUUAAAGCAUAAAUCGAAAAAAUGUGACCAGGACUCAAUGAAUCCCACAUCGACAAAGCACGGGAGAGAUCAAUGGUUCAUAAGGAGGAAACCGACCUUAACUGACAAGACGCGUUUUGGGGUGUAAUGGAGGAGUUCUUGUGAGAACUUUGAAGUUAAACGUGCUCAGUGUGGAGUACAACAAGGAUGGGUGACCUUAUGGGAAGUCACCUUGAAUUGCACCCCAAGUUGAAAUCCGUGCGGGUGUAGAGGCCCAAAGCGGACAGUAUCUUGUCGGAAAAAGGUUCGGGAUGUUACAUCAUGCCUCUCUCUACAUCUUCACCACAUUUUUUCAUCCCUCUUGGAUGCCUUCUUUGUGAAAACUAUGCUCCAAGUAGUUAUACCCGCGUGGACUGGAAAUAUCACCGUCGGGGAUCACAGUCGUGAUCUUUGAUUUGGUCGUGUUCUUUGGCGAAGGGAAAGAUCACGAUCAUGAUCUUUGCUUCCAGCUAUGAUCUCCAAGAUUACGCCCAACAUUCCCCAAAUUCAUAACCAACACUUUGAUCGUGAUGUAUUUCUCUGUUACCGUGAUUUCUGUUGUUUCCUCUUCUUUGCAAGCCUCAAAUAACCACCGAAAACAUUACUAAUUAGCUACGCAUAGUACAACAUCAAGCUAAAUAAUCCAUGAUUAGUUUAACAACUAUGGUCCUUUACCAAAUCUGUCCAAAGUAUUUGGGUUCUCCCCACUAUUGUAGUCUUGGAAAGAAAACUUUGAAGAAUAGAAAAUCCAUAGAAAAAGGAAGGGGCCGGAGGAGGUAGAAAUGGAACAUCAUAUAAUUGGCACAACCCACCACCAUACAUGAAAAGGACACGCUUCCACCGACACAUAUGCCUUGCCUAUCGAUGUUGGCUUAGGUAAAGAGCAAAAUUCAUGAACAUUGAACCAUCCAUUCCAUAAUAUAUAUAUUAUUGAAUUGAUUGAUGAGGCCUAACCUCCAAUUUCACCAAUUAUUGUUCGAGACAAAAUUUCCCAUUCUCACAUCACCAUUAUCAUUAUGCUGCCUCAUUAAUAUUUAUAAAAAAUUAUAAAAUAUUCGACACCCUCCAAUAAUACUAAUUAAUGCAAAUACGUACCAAUAUUAAUACGAAAGAGAUCCACCAUCCUUCCAACUUGAGAUCUUCACUGCCGGCCGGCGUCAUUGCACACCAUACAAUUUCGAUGACAAUAACAUCAUAAUAUGUAU